AUGGAACUCCCGACGCGGCCACGGGAUGCGUCCGUGGGCUACGGCAUAGACCACCGACGCGACAGCAGCGGCAGUUAUCCCGAGGAGCGCCCGCAUCACUUUCUUCAAUCUCACCACACUCACAACGCCCACAAUGCAAACUACACAGACCUCUCCCACGCACACCACAAUUCAGCAACAAGGCCUAACGCUGCGUCUACAUCGGCACGAACACGCCGCGGCAGUGGAGAACCGUCCAAACAGCUCGCGUGUUCCAGCUGUCGUAAAAGAAAAAUCAAGUGCCAGCCCGACCAGAAUGGUGGCCGCUGCCGAGCAUGCUUGCGGUCGGGCGCCGAGUGUAUGAUCCCGGCUGUCGACGAGCGCAAACUGUCCAACAGUAAAAAGCUUGUGCGCGAGCUGUACGCCAAGAUUGCGUCGUUGGAAGCGGAACUGCUCUCCCAUCGACAAGCUGCACAACCGCCACCUUAUGCCGCUCGUGAGAACAUUGGCCGUGAUAUUACCCGUGAUGUCUCGGGAAACAUCCGUCGAGACAGCUUCCAUCAUGUCAUUGGCAUCGACGACCGCAACACACCAGAGUGCGACGAGCUCGUCGGCCCUGUGACAACGUCAUCACCCGGCAGCCAGAGCGACCGUUCCGGAGGUGCCGCCUCGUUGUCGUUGGACUACGUGAUCAUCCGGCUCUGCGGCGGCUAUCGGCAUCUCAGCAGCAACUGCGUAAGUCAGCCGCGUUACAACGGCCCGACUUCGAGCCUGAACCCAGCCGAGAGUGUAGCAUCCUCCGUUUUGUCGAGAAGCGAGGCGACCACGCAGCCUUCGCACAAUGGCGGCCGCGUCGUGUGGCAGGACAUCGUGUCGGAAUCGCUGCAAGAGCACUUGUUUGAGCUCUACUGGAAAUACCAGCACCAGGUCAUCCCCAUCAUCCACAAGGAGGCGUUUUUGCACGACUUUAAGAGUGGCCAGACAGAGUACUGCAGCAAGCUGCUGGUGCACUGCAUUUUAGCGCGGGCGGCUGCCAUCUCAGACCGGCCCGGCAUCCGUGCCCUGGCGCUGGUGAAGGACGAAGUCAACGAGGAUCCGCCUUUGCUGGUGCGGCGGUGCGCCGAUUUGUUCGAUGCGGAACUCAGCCAUCCAGGCAUUACGACACUGCAGUCCCUCGAGCUGCUCAGCGAGAUCUACGGUGUGGUGAGCAACGAAACCAAGGGCUGGAUGUACGCCGACCGGGCGAGCCGGUUGGCCUUUGAGUUGGGCCUGCACAGUGACAUGGAAGGCUUCCACUCGGAUCAGGAGACGGCUACCAGCCUGACGCCCAUGGCGAGGGAGGUGCGCCAAACAUGUUUCUGGGGUUGCUUCUCGUUUGACCGGCAAUGGGCGCUAUACUCGGGCAGACGCCAAAUGAUCAAGUUCGACGAUGUAACCGUCCAAAAGCUCAGGCCGUCCGUGGCUGGAGGCAACAUGGGGUCACUGGAGCUGCGCAUGUCGGUCGCCUGGGCCGACUUGUUGGAGAUUGUCGGCAUCAUGUGCGACGCUCUCAAUGGCGCCCAGACGACGCGCCACCGUGUGGCUGCUCUCGACCGCAGUUUCCGUGACUGGUACACCAAUUUGGAUGCCGAGUUCCGGUACAACCCCCAACAAAUCCCAGCCGUCUUCCAUCUUCACAUGCAGUACUCUGCCGCCGUCAUCCUGCUACACCGGCCACUGGCGCAGUUUGGUGCCGAGCCAACACCGCACGCCAUUGCAUAUGGUCCCUACAGCUCCCACAACCGCCCCUCGCCCAAAGAGACCUCCCGCCAGAUCUGUAUCCAGCAUGCCUGCCUCAUCGCCCAGUACCUGCAGCAGUACGAGGAGUGCCACGGCAGCCUGCACACCCUGUCGUGGGUCACGCUGCACAUGAUCAGCACGGCUGCCACGACGCUGAUUGCCACGCUGUCGGAAAGACGAGACAACCCUGGAAGUAACACGCCUUACCUCGUGUCGUCUCUCCAGAUGUGUAUUCGAACCCUGGGCGCCCUCGAGGAGAGCCAUCUGCCGGCACGCAGAGUGCGCAAACUCAUCCUGCACGCCAUGCGCCUGCUGAACCUGGAGAGCAUGCUGGCAUCGGUCGCCAGGACUACCGAAAGUGCUGGAGCUCCUGUGACGCCGUUGAUGUCGCCGUCGUCCCCCCCUUUUGUCGCACCCAUCCAUACGCCGACUGGCACGUGGGCCCCGGCUUCGUUGGAUAUGCCGAUAGGCGGUAUCUGGGCCGGCGAGACUCACUCGACCAUGCAUGCCGAGGCCGCUAUCUUUGACGAGUUUCUGCCGCCGGGUUACUAUGUCUCGCACGCCGAGAUGCUCUUGUCUUUUGAAGCGCUGCUGUAUUAG
Messenger RNA from Sporothrix brasiliensis 5110, 2358 nucleotides. RefSeq lists its product as uncharacterized. Gene Ontology annotation, biological process: regulation of DNA-templated transcription; DNA-templated transcription. The transcript has a single exon. Lineage: Eukaryota; Fungi; Ascomycota; Sordariomycetes; Ophiostomatales; Ophiostomataceae. The record is from RefSeq and is a predicted model, not a curated record. Gene Ontology annotation, molecular function: DNA binding; zinc ion binding; DNA-binding transcription factor activity, RNA polymerase II-specific. Bases 1 to 2358 code for a protein of 785 amino acids.